AUGACGGCGGUCUUUCUACAUGAAAUCUUGCACAAGGUCGUGCUGCGGCCGCUGCCGCACAAGGUCGUCUGGAAUUGGUGCCAAGACAUUUUGAGCUUGUACUACCAAGCGAGUCCCCACGAGCUGUGGAGCGACUGCGCUCCGUUCGAUACCACCAGCAGCAGCAACAACAACAAGAGUACAAGCGGCGUCUUUGACUACUUUCGCUCGGGCAUUCGCCUCUGGUGUGUGCUCCACUACUACGGCGCACGGCGGCGCCGCGACGACGACGAGUGCGAUGAUAUUUUUCAAGCCGACAGAAUGUUCAUGGCACCGACGACACCAUCCCAGCAGCUCUCGAACGCCCAGCGCGUCUGCGCGAUUCUAUCGGCGAUGCAGAUCCCGCUGCUCUGGGAACCCGACUGGUUUGUGUCGCACAAGAGCGACGGCUUCAUGCAGCUGCAACUGCACUACAUGUACCAAGCCCUCCAUCAGUCGGAGCCAGCAUUGACCAACGACAUGACCGAGCCCGUGUACCUCGACGUGAGUGGCGAUGGCCGUGUGGGCGUGCACGGCCUCAUCUUUGCCGACGGCGAGUGCAAGGAGCCUGAAAACACAUGGAGAGCGUCGGCAACGGAUGCUGCUGCCAGCGACGACGAUGGGUCGAUCGACGACGACCCAAGAAGCCUCGAAGAGACGACGUUGGUGCAGGACGAGUCAGGCCCGCCGAGCACUUUGGAGCAGCCGUGGGGCGGCAACCAGCGUCUGGAGCCCACGUGGCUGCCAGAGCCGUCCAUUGUCGUGCCGUCAACGCCGGCGCUCGACGAGUAUGCGCAAGUGAAGGAGCGCAUUGCGCUCGAGGAGCUCUCUCGCAUGGAGGUGGAAGAGGCCUUUUGCAUCGUUCGCUAGGGCGACGGCGGAGCGAGACACAGUUGCUGGCUUACACAGUAUUACUAAAGUUUCUAUACCGU
Molecule: messenger RNA, 950 nt
Organism: Saprolegnia parasitica CBS 223.65
Lineage: Eukaryota; Oomycota; Saprolegniomycetes; Saprolegniales; Saprolegniaceae
Exons: 5
Coding region: 1-888 (295 amino acids)
Source: RefSeq, a predicted model, not a curated record